AUGUUAAGUACAUUCGUCCGACGAUUGCCAAGGUCCACAGCAGCCAUUGGACCUCUCACCAAAUGUUUACAAAGUGAAAGACAAAUGUCGUACAAAAUUCGACAAAUGCAACAUAAGGAUUUACCAGCUGUAAAUAGAAUUCUGGAGAGUGAAAAAUGGGUAAUGGAGAAGGCGUACACAGAAUGUGCCUUCAAAACGGACCCAAAAGGAUUCUUUGUGGCGGAGAAAGAUGACGGAGAAAUUAUAGGUUCACAUGGAUAUCUCUCUCAUACCAAAGACCUAGCUACGAUGGGGUUAUGGAUGGUGAAGAAAGAAUACAGAAAUUCCAAUGUCGGAUUACAAUUAUACGGAAAAGUCCACCAGGCCGUUGGCAGCAGUAAUCUGGGAACUUUUGUGUGGCCAUAUUACCAAGAGAAGAUCAAAGAGGAGCACGGCGUCAAGCCAAACAAGGCUUAUAUGACGUGGUACAAUUACGGCCACAUAGAUCAACGGACAUGUGAGAACAAGGGCAAAGAGGAUUUCACUGUGGUUCCUAUAGAACAGACCAAUCUGUCCGAUGUGUUAAAUUACGAUACAGACAUUCACAAAGUAGCUAGAAAGGAAUACAUUAGGAAUUGGAUAGACCAUGAUAGGUCCAGGACCUAUGUAGCAAUGCGCGAUGGAAAGGUGUGUGGGUACGGUGUUUUGAGAUCCCAAGAUUCCUUCAACCAGAUCGCUCCUUUAUAUGCUGAUGAUAAAAAAGUUGCGAAAGGUUUGUUUCGUCAUCUGGCAAGUGAUGUUCCCUCAGGAGAGAAAGUCGGGUUUUCUAGUCCAUUUGAAAACUCGUCUGCUACAGAGUUCGCGGCUGUGAAUAAAAUGAUGAAACCAGGGAUUCCUCUAAUCAAGAUCUACAAGGAUGAUCCUGUCGACGUGGACAUUGACAAAGUGUACGCUGUGUCUUCUAAUUCAUUUGGUACAUGCUAA
Ylistrum balloti is the source of this 963-nucleotide messenger RNA. RefSeq lists its product as uncharacterized. The transcript is spliced from 3 exons. The coding region runs from base 1 to 963 and encodes 320 amino acids. Lineage: Eukaryota; Metazoa; Mollusca; Bivalvia; Pectinida; Pectinidae. The record is from RefSeq and is a predicted model, not a curated record. Gene Ontology annotation, molecular function: acyltransferase activity, transferring groups other than amino-acyl groups.